AUGAGGGUGAGUCGACAACGAAUCCAGCAGAGAAUCCAGGACGGAGAGAAAGAUGUGAAGCUGCUUCAACAGGAGGUGGAGGCCAUCAAUGGCUCCGCUGAUAAAGCAGUGGAGGACAGUGAGAAGAUCUUCACUGAGCUGAUCCGUCUCAUCCAGAAAAGAAGCUCUGAUGUGAAGCAGCAGAUCAGAUCCCAGCAGGAAACUGAAGUGAGUCGAGUCAAAGAGCUUCAGGAGAAGCUGGAGCAGGAGAUCACUGAGCUGAAGAGGAAAGACGGCGAGCUGGAGCAGCUCUCACACACAGAGGAUCACAACCAGUUUCUACACAACUACCCCUCACUGUCAGCACUCAGUGAGUCUACACACUCAUCCAGCAUCAAUAUUCGUCCUCUCAGAUACUUUGAGGAUGUGACAGCAGCUGUGUCAGAGACCAGAGAUAAACUACAGGACAUCCUGACAGAGAAAUGGACAAACGUCUCACUGGCAGCCACUGAUGUGGACGUUUCACUACCUAAACCAAAACCAAAACCAGAACCAAAGAGCAGAGAUGACUUCCUAAAAUAUUCAAGACAAAUCACACUGGAUCCAAACACAGCACACACACUCCUGUCAUUAUCUGAGGGAAACAGAAAAGCAACAGUAACAAAUGAAGAACAGUCUUUUUCUAGUCAUCCAGACAGAUUCACUCAUUGGUGGGAGGUCCUGAGCAGAGAGAGUCUGACUGGACGUUGUUACUGGGAGGUGGAGUGGAGAGGAGGAGGAGUUUAUGUAGCAGUCGCCUACAAGAACAUCAGGAGAGCAGGAGAUUCAGAUGAAUGUAAAUUGGGAUUUAAUAACAAAUCUUGGUCAUUACGUUGUGAGAAAAACAGUUACACAUUUUAUCACAAUGAAAUUCAAACUCCAGUCUCAGGUCCUCCUUCCUCCAGAAUAGGAGUGUAUCUGGACCACAGAGCAGGUAUUCUGUCUUUCUACAGCGUCUCUAAAACCAGGACUCUCCUCCACAGAGUCCAGACCACAUUCACUCAGCCGCUCUAUGCUGGACUUCGGUUUUUUAACUACUAUUUUAAAGAUCCUUAUGGCAACUUUGCUGAGUUUAUUUAACCAAAAUAAACAGAAGUCAUUUAAGGUCAGAUGGUUAAAAUGUGUAUUUUAGUUUCCAGUUUAUUUAUCUCCAUCAUUGUUGAGUCAUUUCUUCAGCUGUCAAUCACACUUUCUGGGUGGUUCUCUGACAUCUUCUUGUUUGUUGUUUUGUUGAUGUUUGGGUUUGUUUGGGUGGAGCUCCUUCCUGUGUCUGUUCAGCCAUGGAGGCUAUCACUGCUCAUGAGCAUUUUAUUCACCUAAACUAAUUCCAUUUAGAUUUAUUGGUUUGUCAGAGCAAAUGUUGUUGUUCUAAUGGAUGUACAGAUGAGGUGAUGUAAACAGUAAAGAUCAUGAUCAUCAUCAAUCAGGACAUCAGUCAUUAUUUUACUGAUUAAUGUGACAAACUGAUGAUUUACAUGAUCAAUAAAGAUGAAAAGGUGGUGGUUUAA
Messenger RNA from Melanotaenia boesemani (Boeseman's rainbowfish), 1526 nucleotides. RefSeq names its product tripartite motif-containing protein 16-like. Bases 1 to 1098 code for a protein of 365 amino acids. Gene Ontology annotation, molecular function: protein binding. The record is from RefSeq and is a predicted model, not a curated record. The transcript has 2 exons. Lineage: Eukaryota; Metazoa; Chordata; Actinopteri; Atheriniformes; Melanotaeniidae.